AUGGGAGAGAAAAUAACGAGUCGACUGAAUUUAUACAAUAGUGAGUCUGAAGAAGAAAAUGAUGACAAUGAUCAAUAUAUUGCACCAUCAUUAGAUUUUGAGUUUGUGGAAGUUGAUAAAGAAGAUGAACAUAAUAAAAAUGAAAAGGCUGAAGAAAAGGAACCAGAAGAUGAAUUUGCUUUUCCAUUAUUUGCAUCAUCAGUGUCUAUUACAACAAAACCGAACACUCAAGAAACUGAGGAAAGAGGAAGAUCUAAAACACAACAACAUCAAUCAGUACAAAAAAUAUCACUACGUGAACACUCUGAAGAAAGAAUCAAUAACGAGAGACCGGAUUCGUAUUAUUUUGCAUCAUAUACAUCAGAUCAAAAAUUUCAAUUUGAACAAGUAGCAGUAUCAUAUAAUGACAUAUAUUCACAAAUCACCUUAAAAUUAUCAUCACCAUCACAAUCACCUGGAAAAGUAAUAAACUUGAAUCAACAUAAUCAAAAAAUAGAAGAGAUACUAGCGAAGGAAAAGCUAAAAAAAUCGAAAAGACCUGGGAAGAAGAAAAGAGAAAGUAAAAUAUAUUGUAAACAACGAAGAUUGGAAAGAAUAAAAAUUGCAAAACAAGAAGAGAAAAAUAGAAAAGCAAAAGCUAAACAAGAAAAAUAUGGUAAAUUUAAUAAAUUCAAGACAACUGGUGGUGGUGCUUCUGAUAAGAAAUUCGGAAGAGUUAAUAAGAAGUCUUUUAAAAACGAUAAACCAAAUGGUAAAUUUGCUAAAAACAAGAAUCAAGUACAACAAAAGCCAAAGUAUAGGACUGAAAAAUUUAGUCAUUUUUCAUCAAUGGUCGUCCCUACUGCCAAUUUAAGUAAUGAGUUAGAAGAUUUUGAAGCAUAUUUGGAGCCGGAUUUCAAUUCAACAAGUUUUGCAAACUCCCUAUUAAUAGCAUCCAAUGGUAAUGAAAAUCAAGAAAUAGAUUUCCAAACUCCAAUUAAGAAACUAAAAUAUGAUUUGAUCGAGUUAGAUAAAAGGAUAAAAAAUAUAUCAUCAAAUAAUUAUGAGGCAUUGAUUAAUAAUUUUGUACAGAUCAAUCAAUAUCAACAAAUCCAAGAACAACAAAUCAACCCUAAUUUGGAUACCAUUAACAAACAAUUUGACAAGAUCAAGAAAGAGUAUAUCGAACCAUAUGAUGAAGCUCAAAGAUUGACUAAUGCAUUGAAAAAUCUACUUCAUACUUUAGAAUUAUUGAGAAGUGCUUCUUUUUUCAUUUUUAUAAUUCAACAAUUGGAAGAUUUAUCAACUACAAGCAAUGAUAGUAACGACAAAGAUUUAGUAAAAAUUAGUAAAUUAUACAUUCAGCUAUCUAAAUUGUAUGAGAGUCUGAAGAAAGAUAUAAAAGAGAAGAACAACAUAAUGUCCAUCAAGCUAAUAAGAGACUAUGAACAAAUUGCUUAUACAAGAAAACAAAACUUAAUUCAAAAUUGUAGUUCAACAAUAAUUAAUGAAUUCAAUAGAGUUGUAUCCAUAAAUCAUAAAAAUUUGAAACUAUACAAUAAUCUACGAGCAUUAUAUAUUUUAGAUACCAAUGAGUUUUUCACAAUUUUCGAUAAAUCAACUAUACAAAAAGAAUUGAACAUCAGUAAUAAUCAAAUGACUAAGGCAUUGCAAAGUCCGAGAAAUUUUACAUCCAUAAUCACUGAAAUUAAACAAAAUAAUGAUCUAUACUUCGCGAGUCUAAAUGAAUUAUUACAAAAGUGGCAGUUCAAUAACGAUACCGAUAUAAACGAAAAGCUAGGAACUAUAAUACUAAAUCAUUACAACUGCAAAUCAUUAGAUCUUUUGUUUUGGCAAAAAUUAUCUCAAUCUUUUAAAAGAAAUAUUGUUGCAACAAUGGCAAGAGGUGGACCCAUUGCAAAAAAUCUAAGAGUUUAUAGUCAAGGUUUGAAAAAAUCAAUUGAAGAUACAUUUGGAGGAGAAGAAGAAGUUAAAAAUUACUUACUCGAAGCAUUAUCCAUGAUAGAUUAUAAAUAA
Lodderomyces pseudojiufengensis is the source of this 2016-nucleotide messenger RNA. RefSeq names its product COG5. Gene Ontology annotation, cellular component: COG complex. The transcript is spliced from 3 exons. The record is from RefSeq and is a predicted model, not a curated record. Bases 1 to 2016 code for a protein of 671 amino acids. NCBI's taxonomy places the organism in Eukaryota, Fungi, Ascomycota, Pichiomycetes, Serinales, Debaryomycetaceae. Gene Ontology annotation, biological process: intra-Golgi vesicle-mediated transport.